Aricia agestis (brown argus) is the source of this 2268-nucleotide messenger RNA. Its product is annotated as peroxidase-like. Gene Ontology annotation, molecular function: heme binding; peroxidase activity. Bases 144 to 2219 code for a protein of 691 amino acids. The record is from RefSeq and is a predicted model, not a curated record. NCBI's taxonomy places the organism in Eukaryota, Metazoa, Arthropoda, Insecta, Lepidoptera, Lycaenidae. Gene Ontology annotation, biological process: response to oxidative stress. The transcript has 13 exons.
UGUGCAUUUUACGUUUAUAUCUCGACCUAGUAGGGUUUCUCUUACCUAAUUAAGGCAAACAUUUUUAGAAGAUGGAAACAGUAUUUAAUUAGUAAUUAUUAAUUGUGUUUUGCUAAUUGGGCCAGGCUCUUUGUUAAUACAAAAUGAAUGCCCUAUUGAUAUUUUUUCUGCUACUUUUCACUCCAAACCUGGCUUUGGGUUUUGGAAUAAUAACUAAUUUCUUUUCGUCAUUGCUUAACUCUGGAAAAUAUGGCAAUACUUCUGUGCAAGGGGCCAGCAAUGCUGAACCAAGCAUUCCAAACCCCGUUCCAAUUCUUAACGCCAACUUAACGUCAAACCUCUGCGGACCUCAAGUUGUAUGUUGUGUGAAGACGCGAUAUCGUUCUUUAAACGGGUCCUGUAACAAUUUAGAGAAUCCUGGCUGGGGCACUCCAAACAGUACUUACCUGCGCCUUCUUCCUCCCAGUUAUGCUGAUGGUUUAUACAAAAUACAGACGGAUCUGCCUAAUGCCAGGGAACUGAGCGCAGCAUUAUUCCCUGAUAAGAAGACUAAUGAUGAUCAGUUGAACCUCAAUGCCAUGCAAUGGGGACAGAUUAUAACACACGAUAUGUCCCUUUUUGCCGAUGUAUCCGAUCAAAUUAAAACGCCUCCGGUAUGCUGCGAUAACGGCCAAUUGACGAAGCAAGCGCAAGACCAAACACUAUGCGCGCCUGUAACAAUUCCGAAAAACGACCCAUUUUAUGGAAGUAAAGGUAUAAAAUGUUUGGAAUUAACCCGAGCAGGGACGGACAGGAACAUCGGAUGUGUGCCAGAAAAUCAGCCAGCUAAUCAGAUAAAUGUAGUGACAGCGGCAAUGGAUGCUUCUAUAGUAUACGGCAGUACUGAUGAACAAGGCGCGGCUAUACGAGCCUUUAAAAAUGGUAAUCUGAAGACAGUUACUAGACACGGAAGAGAAUGGCCGCCUCAAGUGAAUAACGUCACACAGACCUGCUCGGGUGCGAGGUCCCCCAAGGAGCCCUGUUAUCUCGGAGGAGACGUAAGAAUAAACCAAAACACGGAGUUGACUCUGUUGCAAAUAAUUUUCAUCCAUUACCAUAACUACAUCGCGGAUUAUCUGAGUGAGAUCAACCCUCAUUGGGACGAUGAGAAGAUCUAUCAGGAGGCGCGCAGGAUUCUCAUAGCUGUUUACCAAAAUAUUAACUACUACGAAUAUUUGCCGUAUUUAUUAGGAAAGGAAUAUAUGCUGGCGAACAAACUCAUUUAUCCUCGUACUAAAGCUAAUUUAGAAGAGUAUAUAAACGAUUACGAUCCGAAUUUAGUGCUAGGUGUUAUAACUGAGCAUACGACGGCGGCCUUACGAUACUUCCACACAUUCAUACAAGGAUACUUGAUGAAGAAGAAUGAAUAUAGAAAAAAUGAAGGUGAACUUCGGCUGAGCGAUUGGUUCAACAGACCCUUAGUACUGGAGGAAAAGGACACAUUCGACCAGCUGGUGUAUGGGUUCACCGCUCAGUCCUCUUCUGUCGCGGAUCCUUUCUUUUCUGUAGAAAUCACGGAGUAUUUGUUCAGGAAUGGGAAUUACUUCGGGGGCGACCUUCGUUCGGUCGACAUUCAGCGCGAUAGGGACAUGAGUCUCGGUAAAUACGUGCAAGGCCGCGCCGCGUGUAACCUGACCGUACCCAAAACGUGGGAUGAACUGCGUGGAAUUAUUGCAGAAAUUUAUAUAAUAAAACUGAAGAAAAUGUAUAAAGAUGUAUGUGACAUAGACCUGACUGUGGGUGGAUCACUGGAGAGUCACGUGCCGGGGGCCCGAGCCGGUCCGUUGUUCCUCUGCAUCAUGCUCGCCCAGUUCCACAGAGCACGAAAGGCAGACAGAUUCUAUUAUGAGAAUGGCAAGGACAAGCAAACAGCUUUUGCACCCGAUCAACUAAAAAACAUAAGGAGUAUAACGAUGGCGAGCUUUUUGUGCGCUUCUACCGAAGCCGGCAACAUGCAGAAAUGGGCUUUCGAAAUCGUCAGUCUAACUAAUCCCAUCUUAUCCUGUGACGAUAUUCCUUCAUUGAAUCUUGAUUUAUGGAAAGAAGCUUCUAAACCUGAAGACGAAGAGGGGUACGGAGGUGAAAAUGAUGAGGAUGGAGAUAAUGAUGAUAAUCAAGAAUAUGGUAGUAAAUCGCAAGGACUAUGUCCAGUGAAAAAUGAUGACAAUACGCCAUAUUAAUGUAAUCUAUGAAGUAUAACUAAUGCAAUUAAAUAUAAUGGUAAUCAAA